Molecule: messenger RNA, 9065 nt
Organism: Physella acuta
Lineage: Eukaryota; Metazoa; Mollusca; Gastropoda; Physidae
Source: RefSeq, a predicted model, not a curated record
UGGCGUCUUCCUCAUUUAUGAAUAAUUUUUACAACGCUAUUCUUCAAAAGUAUUGAAAUUUCUUAAUUUUUGUGCACCCAGAGCAUAUAAAAUUAUAUAUUUGCUGCAUACAGACAGAGAUGUCUGGGUCGGAUGUGGCUGCUCACAGCAUGAGCAGUGAGAUGGAUAUGGAUGACGCAGUUCCAGGGCCGGAUUUCUCAGACAACCCCGUGUGUUCAGGGGAUGGGAAAAUGUGUGGGGAGUGCGGGAAAAUAUUCUCACACCCAUUCUACUUCAGCACACAUAUCAGCAUUCAUGCGAGUGAAAAGAACUUUGCAGUGGUUGGUCAAUGUGCACUGUGUGGACUCACCUUCGCUGAUGCAGCUAUAUUUAGCCAGCACUUGAACUCAUCUCAGAAUCGCAUGGCAGUACAGGUGCCUGAAGAAGAGGAGGACUCAAGAGACCAAAGCAACUAUUCUAAUCAGUACGACACCUCACAAAACUUGGAAGACUACAAUCAAAAUGGUGUUGGAAUGUCUAAUGAGAGCAUGGCAAGGACCUCUGGAGAAAACAAAAACAAUGUUUCCUCGGAAUCCUUGCACCGAGACCAUCAAGGGGGGUCAGAUUUUGAACCGAAGGCAAAACGAAGAAGAAAAAUGCCUGAGCGCUAUGAUCCUGAUGCCAUUUCUGAACCACCACGGCUACACCCAGAUGAAGACCCAGCGGUCGAGGCCUACUUGAUGAGUUUGACAGAAAUGGGACUAACUGUAGAUCCUGCGGCUUUUGCUAGUCAUGGUAAAGGCAGGAGCAGAAAAUCAUUUGGUCCUUCUAAAGGGAAAUGGAAAGGUAAAAGAUUUCCUUCCCAUGACCCCCUGUCUGGGGAUUUCUUUCCCCCACGUAAGCCCAGCCCAAAGUAUGAAUACGUUGACUAUGACGUGCUGCUUGAAGACGACAUGGAAAUUUUACCCAAAAGUGGUAAACAAACCAGGGGGCUGCGUCUGCAGCAGAGACAUGAGCGGUUAAGUGGUGAGCCUGGUGGUGCAGGGCAGAAUGACAUGCAGGUUAAAACAGAAGAACCCAGCGCGGAAAGCUCCUCGUCAGUUAGGACAAGCACAGCCUCUAGCAGUUCUCACCCGGAUCCUGUGCCAAGUACAAGUGCAGGUGAUAAAAUGCCCAGUCGGGGGUUCGCUCUAGACAAGCUCUCCGUCAAAACUGAGCUGAUUGACAAGGAUUAUAACCCACGAGGGGGCACUCACACGAAACCCAAACCCAAGGCUCCUCCACAGCCUCCAAAACAGGUACCAAAUUCUCAACCCAGUCCAUCCGCCGAGCCCCCACCUGCUCCGCGUCCUGGGUUAACCGGUUACGCCAGGGCUAAUCCAGCUUUUCGGCCGGCAAACAGUGUUAACCCAGCCCUACAUGCCAAUAUUAAAAGACCAGGAACACUGGCCAACCCCCAGAGAAUGAGGAACCCAGCAUCACUAGCCUCCCCUAGCCGGCCCAGCCCCAAGGCAGCCAAGUCUAAAGGCAUUGAGAGGUUCAAGCAGGAGUCCAGGGAAUAUGUUGAGAUCAUGCUGCAGUCUUUGACUAGUGAGCUCAUCCCCACCAAGAUGGGCAAGAAUCCUGUGGCUACUAAAACUAUCUACGGCAGACCUGCUGAUGGCUACGCUGCAAACUUUCCUGGCUAUCAGCCCCGUUUUCCUGGGUCCAGGGGCUCGGCUAGCGGACCCAGGCAUAACACGGGCAGAGGGCGGGCGGAUACGCUGUUUUUCAAGGGAGGACAGUUGAGGUAUCAACCCAGACCUGGUUUAAUGAACCCACCUUUUAACGAGGUGCAAGGCUUAUGGUCUGGCUCGAGUAAUGGCACCACGUUGCAUGGCCAGAGCUCCAGGUGGAACAGCAACCCCCCUGUUUCUCAGAGAGGGGCCGCAGCCAAUACCUCACAACGGGGCCGUGGUGGGAAUGCAAUGCAAGUCGGACGUGGGGGUGUGGCAAUGAAUGCCAGAGGUGGAGGUGCUCAGAGGAAAAUAGUUCCGGUUGGUGGCCCAGUUACACACGUCUCUCUUGCUGGACAGCCUCGGCCAAAUCCCAACCCUGGGGCGGUCUUCCCUGUACAGAUGAGCAGAGGGGGGUCAGUGGUAGGCAGGGGUGCUGCUCAAGUUAAAGCCGCCACCCCAGCUGUUCCAAAGACACCUCAACCAUUUCUCAACACUAAUGAAGUGAUUGUUGUGGACGACGACGAUGAGGAUGUAAACAAAGUCUCCAAGAAAAGUGUUGAGGUCCCGCCAGAAAGCAGCGAGAAGUCUGUGAAAAAGUCUGCCAUGAUUGUGGACAUAGACAAGGCAGAGAACCCAGUGGCUGACAUAGCUGUUAUCAGGGACAAAAACAAGGACCUGGAGAUAGUGAGUGACGCUGAGAUGUCCAAGGACAAGAAGCUCAGCUUGACCCCAGCUGUUUGCUUGACCAGGAUUGACGAGGUCAAGGGAGAGGCUGCACAGGUCAGCCCAGGCAAAGAGAAACCCAAGACUCAGGGUGAGAAUAACGCUGGUGGUCAAGACCCGCUUCUAGAAGUUGAAGACAUCGAAGGCUGGAAGGUCUGUCUGGCGGAAAAUUCUGAAUCAGAGGCGAGCGAGGGUGAAAAUAGCGAGUCCCACUGUAACCAGCCUAGCCCAAGCCAGGUGGAUGAAAAUAAAAGCAGUAACAAUGCUGAUGAAGAGAAAGUGUCCGAUCUUAAAGAUGAAGAUGCUGGUAAGAAUUUAGACAAGGUCAAUGUAGAUGGCCAGAGAGAAGACACAAGUGAUGGAGACUCCAUUGCUGUGGCCACAGCACCAAGUGUGCCCUUGACCUUCCCAAAUUUCAUUGGAGACACGGACAACCUGCUGGACAUAUUUUCAGAAAUUGAGAAAACCUGCAAGGAAAUUGAGGAGAACUCCGGCAACGAGAGGGAGGACAGCGGCACGGAGUCAGAUGCCAAAGACAUGAAGCCUACCCCAGAGUAUGAGAAACCAGUGGCCGACCCCCAGGGUGAAGACAGCUGGACGGAACCGGAGGGGGAAGAGGAGGAGGAGGGUAAUCAGGAGGAGCUGGGUCAUAAAAUUAGUGACAUCUUAAAAAGUUUGGAAGGCGGGGAGGCCAAGGAAGGAGAUGAGAAAAGCACAGAGCAGGAGAGGCCUGUUAAAGAAAGUGUAGAGGGGGUCGAAGGUGAGAAUAUGUUCCGAGAUGAAAUUCAGAACAUUUUGAAGUCCAUUGGAGAAACUGGCGAUGGUGAUGGUGGAACAGGUAAUGAGGUGAAAAACUCAACGAUUAAAGAUAACAAUGAAAAAGUGGAUGAUGAAAAGAAAGAAAAUAAUCAAGACAGUGAUAUAAUAGAUGCUAAAAGUCCAUGUCAUAAGAAAUCAACUACUGAAGAAAAUGGCAAUGAAUCUGCGGGGUAUGAAAAUGGUGGUGAUACAACAAUGGAAACUGAUGAGGAUGAAAGUGAGAAACCCUCUGAUUCUAAGCAACAAACCACAGUUAAACCUGUAGAAGUUUCCCAUGAGGAAACAGUGAAGGAUGAGCUGAGUGGUUCAGCUGGUCAAGAGUUGAGUGAGAGUUAUGAGGCUGGUGAACCAGGGUCUGACCCUCCACACCAGGAUAGUCAAGAUGUUAGGGAGAGGGGCAGUGAGGCCAUGGAUGUUGAUGAACCCAACACUGAAUCUAAACAUGAUGAGGAACCUGAUGCAGGGGAAGAGGAAAAAGAUGAGCAUACUGCAGAAGAAGAGAAAAAUGAGCAAGGGCAAAGUGUUUGUCAAGACGAGGAAGUGACAGAUGCUGAAGUUCCGGUUGAAGUGGAGAAGGCAGACAUCCAAGAGAACAUGGAAGCUAAUAAUGUACAGGAUACAGGUGAGGAUCUACAUACAGAGAGUAAUGGAGAGGUGGCCCCUGCUGAGGAAAUAGAGGAGGCAGAAAAAAAGAAAUCCCCCAGCAGAAGUUCAUGCAAAGAUUCCGAAGAUUUGCCAGGUGAUCCCAGAGAUGAUGGGGGGGAUGAGGACGACAAGCAGUGGAGACAGAGAACGGAGCCCAGCCCCCCCUCUGCUGCCAGCCACAGCUUCAGCUUCACGGCACUCACCUCCACCAGCACCGAUGGCACCAGUACCUCAGGUAACAGCCAGCCUUCUGAUGGUGCUGCUGAUGUUAUAGCAGGCAGCAGGUCUUUGACUGCCACCAUCAACUUGGACACCCUCUUGUCUGAUCUCCAGUCAACUCUAAACCCCAGUCUAUUUGGUAAAGCUUCUCACUGUGAUGUGGACCAUUCAUGGACCAAUCACAACAUAAACUUCCAAGCUUCAACUUUGUCUCAACACACUGAUUGUAAACAAAUCCCAGAACAUGUUCCUAGCAGUUUCUCACCAGCCAGAAUUUCCUGUGUCCCAUGCCACUGUCUGAGACAAGAAUCCUGCAAUAACUUUGCAUCACCUUGUAGAAAACUCCAGUGGAGCAAGUCUUGUUGUACAGAGUGUUCCAUGCCUUUGUUUAAAUACGCAAGCAUGUACAAAAAGAAAAGGUUUUCCACCAAGCCACUGGGGUGUAGAUCUCUCACUAAAGUCCUGUCUGGGAAAUUCAGUCGCCCAAUUGUUUCAAAGGUCAAAGCUGAAAAGAAGUUUAAAAUGUGUUUGGAUCAGUUCGCCUCUGAGAGAUGGGAGCUCAAACACAUGAGUCACAAAUUGAACUCCCAGUUGAAUGUGCUGCCUGCUAGGAUAGUUCAUGCACUCCAUAAUAAAAAACUCUUUGCGAAAGUUUUACAAGAAAAACUGGAGGAUUUUAAGGGCAAAAAAGAGACACAUAGCACAUUUUUACACAGGAACACUGUACUCAAGAAGCAAAAAAAUAUCAAUGAUUCCAGAAAAGAAUGUGUGGGGAAUUUCAAAGUACAUUCUCCAAAGCUUACUUGGGAGAAUCUAACUACAUUUGCAGUCUACCCCCUAACAACAAGCCAGCCCCACUCUCCCAGAGCAUUGAAAGCUACUCAGGGGUUUUCUGGUAAACCUUGGUCUGUGUUCCCUGGCACCGGAGCUCCAGAUAAGCUGAAGUCAUGUGACGGCUGGAAGGUGAUGACCUGUGGGACACAGGAGAAAAGCUCUGGCACCACGUACCAAUCUGGCAUCAGUGGCAGGGAGGUGAACAGGUCUGAAGGCAGGCACAGCAGCAACAAGAGCUACUCCCUCAACAGUGGCAGCAACAGAGGGGACGGGGACGGCGGGGAGGACGAGGACAACCCAGGUAAUGAUAACACCAGCUGCAAGACCAAGUUCUACGGGAAGUGCCCACUGUGCGGGCUCAAGCUUAAGAGCAUUAAAAUCGCCAAAAGGCAUUUGGCCACCCAUGUUUCUAAACCCAUCAACACCGACGCCCAUUCUAGUUCAUCUAAAAAACACGAGCAAACCUUGUCAACAGAGGCGAAACAAAACAUCCCCCCUGACUUAGUCCUCAGCUCCAUGAAAUCAACUCACACCAAUACAAACCUGUACGAGUCCGUGAAAAUCCCAACCGGCUGCGGCAUCACGGAGAUCAUCGCUGUCAAACCAACCAUGCCGGUUGUAAGGAAACACGUGGUCAGGCCAAGUAAAUACUACAAGUCACCAGUAGAUACCCCACAAGAUUUGAAAAUAAAGAGAAAGUAUAAAUCUCGCAAUGUAGAAAAGGGAAAAAACUCUGUGAUCAACAAACCACUCUGUUUAAUAAGUGAAGUGCGCAGUCUGCAGCAAGAAAUACCGGAAACCUCUUGUAAAGACGGUAGCAAAAAGUUGUCCAGUCACCAUGAGGAGGUGACGAGGGAGAAUGUUAAAAAUAUUCAAAGAACAAGGGGGCAGGCUGGUGCAAAGAAGAAAGAUUUGCAUCACCAAGGUGUUGGUUCUUGUAGCACAGACGUCCUACCUAGACAGGACAUUGAGUACAGUACCCACAGCCUGCUAGACAAUCCAACUUACUCAUCCUUCAUCUUAGCAACAGCUGUCAAGUCUGAGCCCCUUGACUUUACCUCAGCACCUGAAACAAAUGUAACUUCUCAUGAUGGAGAUCUUCAGGGUAAGUGUACUGUAGACCAGCAGUCUAAAAACCUCACAAGUCCAGCUCUGUUUCCAGCUGUGAAAACAGAACCAGUGGAGUUGUCGGAAGUCUCAUGGAGCUGUGCAUCAGGCCUAAACAAACAUUCAGCUGAAGAGAACACAAAUAUCUUAGCCAAUCAAGUACGAGGAUUGCGAACAAAUGUUUCACUGUAUGAGUUUGAUGAAAAACCUAUAGACAUUGAGGUGAAAGCAGAACCGCUGACUGAGAGUGAUGAAGAAGAAGACUUGUUAACUGUGACAUUUGAUGAUAAUUGUCUGCCCCUGAGGCAGCUAGAUGAACUGGGUAGUCACCCUUCCCUUGAAAACCCACUGGGAGAGAAGUCUUGUAAAAACUUCCCGUACACUGUGUCUUCAAUGACCCAUGUACACAAUGAUUCUCAAAAUAGUUCAUAUACAGUUCCAGGGUUUAGUAGAAAAGGAUUGAGAACUCGGAGUGUUUCAAAGCUGGCGAAAGACAAGAGGAAAGACACUUCUGGCUCAUCAGAACUGGCGUCAGUUCAACCAACCAAACUCUACAAGGUGGAUGACCUGUCGGAUGACGACCUGAUCCGGCUUGGGAUCCCCUUGGUGUAUGUCCACCCUACAAAACCGGUGGUUAACUUAGGGUUCCCCAGGGCCACUCGGUCCACCCGCAUCUGUGCCACAGAAGAAGCUAACCUGUUACAGCAGGUCACCAGUGCUGUAAGGUCAAGGUCAGAAGACAGCACAGCUGACGAGCUGUCGUCCGUCACUAAAAGUGCAGCCAGUGCUGGGUCACCUGAUGUGAAAAGUGAAGCCCAAGCAGCUCUGGUUGAAAACAAAGGAAAUCAAGUGGAUUGUGUAGAUAAUAUUCAACCAAGCUACACUGCUAGCCUGGUAGGUGAGUCCAGCUAUGUUGAAAAUACCACUAUAAAGUCAGGUAGAACUGAUAAGUUUGAUAAAAAAUUAAGAAGAGCUGACAAAUCUGCUAAAAAGUCAAGUCGUGCUGACAGUGUCAAUGUCAGUGACAUAAUCAAACCCAGUUGUAAUGCACCCAGCAGUACUGAAUCAGAUUGCACACAAAUUGACAAAAAUCUGGCCAUACUUCCUGAGCAUUGCAGUACUGAAUCAGAUUGCACACAAAUUGACAAAAAUCUGGACACAUUACCAGAGCAUUGCAGUACUGAGUCGAAUUGCACACAAAUUGACAAAAAUCUCACCAGAGUUCCAGCAUAUCAAAGAAAGAGAAAUCCAUCUCAAAGGAAGACAAAUCCAUCCCAAAGGAAGACAAACCCAUCAAUUGUCUAUGUACAUCCUAAAAAACCUGUUAUCAAUUACCAAGGAAGAGUUCAGAGGAAUGACAAACUGGACCCACAGGUGCAGAAGCGUUCAAAACAUUACAAGAAAAUUCGGGUGGGGAAGGUGACGUACCAGAUGUUAUAAGCUGAAAUAUUUUCCCCUGGUGUGAUGGUCAAGCCAUUCCAAGUUGACAUCCAUAGAUUGUUGAGGCAAGUGGAAUCAAGUUUUACAGUGUUAGGUUCUUUGUAAAUAAUGUAUAUACAUUGAUCUGGCUGUUUGACUCGGUCAACACAUGUAGCUUUGUUAACUAAUGGUUAACCUGGGUUUGAAUAUUUUCUCAUCAUGGUUGGGUGUCUGUAGUAAUGUACUCAUGGCAGUACUGCCAGACAAUAACAGUGGUGGCACCAGUAUGUGCUAAGUCAGUCAGCACUCUCAGACAAUAGCAGUGUGUAUUGAAUCUGACAGUACUGAUUCAGACAUUACCAGCACUUACUGUAUCUGACAUUACCAGUGCGUACCGUACUCAAUAUGACAGUGUGUACUAACUAUAUCAGACAUUACCAGCACAUACUGUAUAUCAGACAGUCCUGGUAUUAGUACAAGUUUGUACUAAGUCAGUGCUAGUAUCAGUACCAGUGUGUACUAAAUCAGAUAUUACUAGUAUCAGUACCAUUGUGUACUCAGGCAAGAAGCAUCUCAACAUUUUUUUAACAGAGAAAGGCUUAUUGAAUGGCACUUUGCUACAUCCUAAAUAAUAGAGGAAUUAAAGUACAAUCAUGUAUUUGUUCUUAAUGCAGCAAAUAUGAUUGUUUAAUUCUUUAACAAAUCUUUUUUUGAUUCUCAUUGAAUUAAUAUAAUGUACAAAGUAAAUAAGAUCUCUUUUUUCUGUUACAAUAUAUAUUACUAUACAUUUUUUUGUAUCUUUUUUAUUUCAAAGUAAUAUUUCUGUUUUCAUUCAUAUCUGUUUUUGUAAUGUAAUUUUUGUCAAGCUUCUUUAAGAAAUGCCAUACUGUAGAAUAUCUGCAUAAUAUUUAUUUGAAUUUCACAUGAUAAACAGAUUGUGUUGUAUUGUUAGUCCAUCAAAGUCAUGGCAGUCAUGUAUCAUAGGUGCUUACCACAUCCUACAUUUAAAAAUCACUCACGUUUGUGUGAAAUCCUCUAAAUAUCCUUUAUUUUUAUUAAACUUUUAAUAGUUGUCUGUUAAUAUAAAUAUAAAUCUAUCAUUGUUGUUUUUUAAUUUUGUUGACUUUGCAUUUUUUUAUCUGUAGAAAGUAACUUAUGUUAGCUGUUUUUAAUUUAAAAAAUGUAUAUCAUCACUGGCAGUUCGUGAAUUUUGUACCAUUUUGCAAUAAACAGGUCAAAGUUUCUACCAAACUUUCAUAUGUACAAUUUUCACUUACAUUUUUUCACUUCAGCUUUUGCAUAGGAUUGUAAAUCAAACUAGAAUUUACUCAAGUAGAAUUUGCAAUUGAAAUAAUCAGUAGUAUGUUAUUUUAAAAAGAAUAGAAUGUAAAAUUUUUUGUGUUCAUGAUGUGAAUCUGGUUAGUUUAGCCUUACGUUGAAUAAUUCAUCCAGGUGUCGACUGCAUUUUACAAAAUGAUCACAUUGCUUUAUUUAAUGGUUAUAUUAUAUACAGUUUUUCAAGUCAUUGAAAUCAUAAUAUCAAAUAAAUACAAAUUGGUAAUCAUUUUAUUAUAAAAAUUGGAUUGUAUUUGUAAUGCUUCA